Molecule: messenger RNA, 1935 nt
Organism: Ambispora gerdemannii
Lineage: Eukaryota; Fungi; Glomeromycota; Glomeromycetes; Archaeosporales; Ambisporaceae
Source: the annotation of a GenBank genome assembly
AUGGUCAGACCAACCAACACACAACCAGAAGCAAAAACCAAUGGAGAAGAUCUGGUAAAACCUUCUAAUGCAACUACUAAACUCUCACUUUCUGAUCAACCCUCGUUGAAAAGUGAUAACGUAUCACCGACAAAACACUCCAUAAACGUGGUAGCGGUGGAAAAUAAUCACAGUAAUAAUGAUGGAUCAAAUGUUAUUGUGAACGGAAAGAACUCUGAUAUCCCAACUAUUACCACAACCGCUACUGUUACUGAAAAUAGUGUCGAUUCCUUAAAAAACGAGGAUGUUGUGUCCAACGACACUAAUAAAGACGAAAAAAACACUAGUAUCAAUAACGAUAACGAACAACAGGUGUCGUCACCAUCUUCAUCGGCAGAGACAAAAGAAUCUCAACCGUUGAAAAAAAUCCCGAUACCUGCUCCGAUCCCUUCCGUUAACUUUUGGGAAGUCAGAAGAGAAGCUAUGCAAAAUGCAAGAAAAGUACCUGUUACUACUAUUAGUAGUAUUACUUCUGAUUUUCAUCCAUCCAAUGUCGUUGCCUCUAAUAAUAAAAGUAAUAAUAUUGAGAAACAAUGCAAAGAACCUUUAAUUGAUAAUAAUGUUAAUCAAGAAUCUCUGGAUGAUUCCAAGAAAUUCUUAAAGAAACCAAUUACAAAAACAAUAACAACAAUCACAAAACAUAAAUUGCCUUCGAUAAUACCUCCCUUGGAAGAUCAAAGCAGUUGGCCUGCACCGGGUGAAGAGAAAUGGCUCCCGUACACUCCAAUAACAAUCACUCAUUCCACGCCACUACCAAAUCACGGGCAAAGGCAUCGUCGUCGCAGUGAGGAUGCAGUCUCACACACUAGCACUAGAGAACUAUCAUCGUCACAACAAAAUGGCAACUCAAAUCCAAGACGUCGUGCUAAUCUAUCACACAAUGGACGUGAACAAUACGGUCGUCGAUAUUCUCAUUCUGAUAAUGGACAAUAUGUACAUCAUACAAAUAAUGUUCCAUUUCGCGGCGGGCGAAGAGGAUUAGGAAGUAGGGGCCGAUCAUAUCAUGGAACUCGUGUUCUACCACAAUCAGCAACAUUUUCUUAUCCUACUGGCUGGCCACAUCAAUUUGGAAACUUUUAUGCUGUAAAGAUGCCUUCAUAUGUUUAUGACGUAGAGCUUUUAAAGUAUCACAUACUUCAACAAGUCGAAUACUAUUUCAGCGUCGAGAAUUUAUGUAAAGAUAUAUAUCUACGAAGUAAUAUGGACGCGUAUGGUUUCGUUGACAUAUCACUGUUAGCUAAUUUCAAUCGAGUCAAACUCUUGACUUUAGAUGAAAAACUUGUUCGUGAGGCUCUCCUCAAUAGUUAUGUGAUUGAGGUCAGCAACGAUAAAGCUAGAAAACGCGAUGGUUGGGAAAUGUGGUUAUUACCGAAUCAACCCCAACAAAAUAUAAGCGAACAAACUCUGGCAGAAUCGACAUAUAGUGAUGAAUCUCUAGCCUUAGAGGAAUACAAUAGAGAGUACGAAAACAUUAAUAGUGACUCUGAGGCGACAAAUCAUGUAAAAAGGGAAAGUCAAGGACUAAAACAGGAGCAAGGAGAAGAACAUGACAAACAAGAAGUGGAAAUAGAAAGUACUGCGGAAACAUUUCCAACGAUGACGACGAUAAAUGAAUUAGCAUGGAUCGAUGUCAAACUAUUGCAUUUAAUAAUUCUUUUUACUAUACGCAACUCUUCCUCCGCCACGCCCUCUCUUGUUCAUCCAGCAAUGGCUUCAGGCAGCACGAGAUCGGCUCCGUUCGUGAUGCUAAGCGAUGCUAAGGGGACGGGAAAAGUGAGCAUAACCCUGCGGAAAACCAGGAAUUCUCUCGCCUGUUUAUCGCAAAAGCUGAUCAUUGCAGUUCAGGCGUUGUUCUUACCAGGAACCUCACAAAUAUCAAGUCAUUUGCCAUCUUGA